UUCUAGUAAAACAGAUGGCUCAUUAGUAGUCGUGCAGAGGAACAACAUGGCUGGCAUUGUGUGGUGUUCGUCAAGAAGGAUAUGUAGAAGGCUUGAUCAUCGAAUUUUUACACCAAAUAAGCUUCGAUUUUCUACCAGUUGUUCCAAAUUAGCAAGAUUUUAUGACAGCCCAGAUGAAGCUAUUAAAGAUGUACCCAGUAACUCAAAAUUAUUAGUUGGAGGGUUUGGACUUUGUGGAAUACCUGAAAAUUUAAUUGAUGCUCUUCAGAGAUCUGGGGUCAAUAAUCUUACCUGCGUGAGCAACAAUGCUGGAGUGGACACCUUUGGUCUUGGUUUGUUACUCAAGACAAAGCAAAUAAAGAGAAUGAUAUCUUCUUAUGUUGGUGAAAAUGCUGAGUUUGCUCGUCAGUAUUUGUCUGGGGAACUUGAAGUAGAGCUCACACCUCAGGGGACGCUUGCUGAGAGAGUAAGGGCCGGAGGGGCAGGCAUCCCUGCAUUUUACACACCAACUGGAUAUGGGACCUUGGUACAUAAAGGUGGGGCACCAAUCAAAUAUAACCAAGAUGGCACUGUCGCUAUUGCUAGUAAACCAAGAGAGUCAAGAGAUUUUAAUGGGCGACACUUCAUAAUGGAAGAAGCCAUCACAGGGGAUUUUGCCUUGGUUAAAGCAUGGAAAGCAGACAAAUCUGGCAACUUAACAUUUAGGAAAUCAGCACGCAACUUUAAUGCUCCGAUGGCAAAAGCUGCCAAAGUUACCAUUGCAGAGGUUGAAGAAAUUGUCGAGGAUGGAGAAAUCCCAGCAGAAGAUGUGCAUGUUCCUUGUGUUUAUGUACACCGUGUCAUCAAAGGAGAAAAAUAUGAGAAAAGGAUUGAGCGAUUGACACUGACUAAAGAUGAUAAUGGCAAGAAUGAGGCCAAGUCGCUAGCCUUGGAGUUUAGAGAAAGAAUCAUCAAACGAGCUGCCCUGGAAUUCAAAGAUCAUAUGUAUGCAAAUCUUGGUAUUGGUAUGCCGAUGUUAGCGAGUAAUUACAUUCCUGAAGGCAUGACUAUUAAUCUACAAAGUGAGAAUGGAAUCCUUGGCUUGGGUCCAUUUCCAAGACCAGGAAUGGAAGAUCCAGACCUGAUUAAUGCAGGCAAAGAAACAGUGACUGUAAGACCAGGCAGCUCGUUCUUUUCGAGUGAUGAAUCAUUUGCAAUGAUACGCGGAGGACACAUCGACCUUACAAUCCUCGGCGCCAUGCAAGUAUCACAGUUAGGAGACAUCGCUAACUACAUGAUUCCUGGCAAGAUGGUCAAAGGCAUGGGUGGAGCAAUGGACCUCGUGUCCUCCCCCUCUAAGGUCAUCGUAACCAUGGAACAUACGGCAAAGGGAGACAAACACAAGAUUCUUGAGAAGUGCACCCUACCCCUGACGGGGACUGAAUGUGUCAAUAUGAUCAUCACUGAAAAGUGUGUUUUCGAUGUUCAUCCCGAGCAAGGGUUGAUCCUGAAGGAACUGUAUCCUGGCGUCUCGAUUCAAGACGUACAAACAUCUACGGGCUGUGGCUUCGAGAUUUCUCCUGACUUAAAGGAAAUGGGACAGAUUGGAGAAGAGGACUAGAAGAUAGAAAGUACGACUAAAUCAAUUGAAUAUGAAUUUUCACUAACAUUAUUUUAGAAAUCCUUAUUCUAUUAUUUCUUCUUUUUGCGCGAAACUCCACCUGGAAUGUGGUCUACUAUACUAUUCCAGUUGUGGGCUGAACAGACCGAGCUGAAUUUUACGAUUUUUUUUAUGCAUGCCCUUCCACUAAUGAUAAAAUCCAAGUAUGUGGCUCAGAGUAUAAUGGUAUAACACAGCUUUAUCAUUUAGCUGUUAAAAAUGAAGGGGUCUGUCAAUGGUGUUCUUGAAUGUCACGCAACGUUUCACUGGCUUCGUAAGUGUUGCGUGACAGCCCUAAAUACGUCUACAGUUUAUAGCAUUAUAGGGCAUGCUCGAAGUCCCUCGACUUUCCUCUGCCUAAAACACCGAUUCUCACACUCAGGGUUUAGGACUUAAUAUGGGAUAGGGGUUUCAGAGUCAAUUGUUUCCAUUUUUGCAUUGUGAUGUAUUUUGAGUGGAAUGGGGUAAGGUUUUUGUCCCCUUUAAAUAUUUAUAUUGACUUGAAAAAGUAUACAUUGUUCAAAAACUUGAUGUAAUCAUAUUUUUUGAGGCAUAAAUAAAUUAUGAACGAAUACAAAACAUUGUACGGAACUCUCAUGAAUUUCUACAGAAAAUAGCUCUGCGGAUAAUCUAUGGUUACGAACUACCCUACGAGGCCUUAAGUCUCUCGGGGCUAGAGACUAUUUCAGUGUAGGGAACGCCACUGUAAGACCUUUUUUUGACAAAAUUGUCUUAAAUAAGUCUGAUAACUUGCA
Messenger RNA from Actinia tenebrosa (Australian red waratah sea anemone), 2394 nucleotides. Its product is annotated as succinyl-CoA:3-ketoacid coenzyme A transferase 1, mitochondrial. The record is from RefSeq and is a predicted model, not a curated record. Gene Ontology annotation, molecular function: succinyl-CoA:3-oxo-acid CoA-transferase activity. NCBI's taxonomy places the organism in Eukaryota, Metazoa, Cnidaria, Anthozoa, Actiniaria, Actiniidae. Gene Ontology annotation, cellular component: mitochondrion. Gene Ontology annotation, biological process: ketone body catabolic process.